CUUCUUGCGGUCAUCAAUCAAAAUACAGCAAAUCCAAAAAAUAUAUAAUAUAAUAUACAUUUUGUAUAAAGACUAGAUUUGUAUAGAUAGUAUACUUAGUUUUUAUAAAAAUUGUGAUACUUUUACUGUUUCUAUGGAUUUUUUCCGAAAAGUUUCUAUGCAUUUCCCUGAAUGUAAAAGUAGGGCGUCAACUUUAAGAUGAGGGUACAGUUAUGUGAUGUAUAGUAUAGAGGGUAGGGGUAACUAUAUGAAAAUAUUUUUCUUUUGACGUGUCAGCCGAAGAGUAUAGUCCAAACUUCUUUCUAACGUCAGAUUUUUCUGCUGAUCAUCCUCAAAAUUCUUGAAAAUGGCUUCGGUUCCACCAACUAAAGAUACUGAAGAAAUUCAAAAAAUUACUGCUGGCACUCCCCCAAGUGAUCUGGGACAGUCGGAAAAUACAUCACAAAACGCUGCUCCAAAAUCCGGCCAUGGCGAUGCAGGACCUGAAGUUUCGGAGUCUUACAGGUCAGAAGAACAAUCAGCGUCAACGGCUGAUGUUUCCGGUGAUUUGAAUGAUAGAAGCCGUCUUUCAAUGUCGGAAAAAUUAAAAAUCUCUGAAGCCGAGAUGAGGGAGCAAGUUCUCACAAUGUUCAACAAUGAAAUAGAACUUGAGGGGUCUUUUAAUAGAAUUAAAGAUGACUUAAUUAAAUUUCUCCCAGCAUAUUUGGUGGAUCAACAACUCAGUACUUUAGCUGAGUUGUCGACCAAAAGUGAUCCUACAAAAAAAAGAAAAACGUUUGCGGAACUUUUCAAUCCAAGUGAAGAGUAUUCGGCUUAUUUAAAUCGAAAAGCACAAAGAGCAGUCUCGAACACAGAAACGACCCGUGACAACAAUGAAGUUCCGGCAGACGAAUCUUCUGAUCAGUCAAUAGAGGGAUCAAAAAGUGUUGAAGAUACAAUGAGGGAAUCCAUUCUCCCAAUGUUUACAAAUGAGCAAAUUGAUGAGCCUUUUAAUAAGAUGAAAAAUACGCUAAUUGAAAAGCUUCCUGCAUUUUUAAAAGAGCAGCUAUUAGAAGCUCUAAUGCAGUUGUCUAGUGAGAGUGAGCCAACGAACAGGAAAAGAACUUUAGAAAAUCUUUUGAAGCCUAGUGCGGAAUAUUUAUCAUAUUCACAACAGCCUACGGCCACAACGACUCUCCAGCAGGAAUAAAAGGAAAUCUCUCUGAAGGAAGAUCCGGCAAAGGUGGAGUUUUCAUAAAUAAGUUAUUUCUACAACCGGAAAUAAAACUUUAUGAUCUCCAUGAUUUCAAUUAAGAAACCACUACACCAAUUGUUCCCAAAACCAAGGAAAAGUGAAGCCUUUCAUUAAAAAAGUUCGCUUUUCCUGACCCACGUACAUGAGGUGACAUUAAUUUGUGUCGGCUCAAUAUUUCAGUAUAUUUACUUUGGAACUAUCGAGCGGAGCCCUGGUGGAAAUUUUUCGGAUUUUUCUCUGAAAAACUCUGAAAAAGUCUUCAAAACUUUAGAACUGAGUUUUCCAGAGAAAAUUUGAAAAAAUUUCCACCAGGGAGGGCAAUACGAUCCGGUACAAAUUAAUGUCGCCGAGUGUACUAAUUUUGGACUUCGAAAACGUCUAUCAGAUGCCUUUUAAAUGAUUGCUUAUUUGAAUUAUUAUGAUUGAUUUUAAUUUUUUAUACUAAUUUGUCGUAAAAUUGGUAAAAUUUUUAAUGUAACAAAUCUAGUAAAAUUUAUAACAAUAAUUUGUAAGUAAGCCAUUCAAUAA
Molecule: messenger RNA, 1762 nt
Organism: Microplitis mediator
Lineage: Eukaryota; Metazoa; Arthropoda; Insecta; Hymenoptera; Braconidae
Exons: 5
Coding region: 347-1189 (280 amino acids)
Source: RefSeq, a predicted model, not a curated record